AUGGGCGAGGUGGUUCCGUUCAUCUCAGGCAUGCGACCUGGCCAAGGUUACAAUACUUAUCUGCAAUCGCUCUGUGUUCAGAAUGCAGUCACUAUCGAGAGUCACGACGACAAGAGCCCCGCAUUCACUAGAGAGUAUUAUUCUGAGUUCGUAGAAGAAUACGAGAAAAUUGCAAAGAGCAUGAAAAUCAGUGCUGGCGCGGCCGUCUCCGGGUGGGGCCAGAGCGGCAGUGUCAAUGUCAGCAUUCUAGAUCGCAGCGAGUUUGAGAGCAGCACUUUGACAUACGAAGUCAAGGUGCUGGUUCAGCACCAAGUGAGCGUGCUCGAUAAGUUUUCUUUCAACAAGAUUGAGACGAGCAACAAGCACGAGAAGUACGGCGAUCGUUAUAUCGCGAACUUCAUAAAGGGUGGCCAUUUCUACGCCCGUGUCUCUAUCACAGCGCGCAACUCGUCUGAGACGAGCGAGCUGAAAGAGAAUGCCGAAUUGGCCAUGACCAUGUACGGCGUCUCUGGCACAGUUACGCAAGAAGUCGAGAAGGCGGUCAGCUCUAUCAACAGAAACGCUUCGGUCAAGAUUACCAUCGUCGAGUCUACAGGCACCAACAAGAACAGCGUUAGUGGAGGAGGUUUUGCCGUCAAGACCGAGGAGACCUCUGACCUCCUGCGAGUCAAGAAUAUGGCGGACCAGUUCUAUACGGACGCGGAUUCGGGAAAGCAUAGCUAUGUGCUCUUUGCGGUGUUGGGGAAGUACAGGAACCUUUCUAACUUUGACAAUUAUUUUCUUCCGUUUGAUUACCAAGUGGCAAGCAUGAGGUCCUGGGCGCUCUUCAACGACUUCACACUGUAUAAGGCUAUCGAAAAGAUGAUCGUUGCUGUACCCAGUGACAAGUUCAAGGGCGGUUCCGACCGGAAGGUUCAGCUGUCAAAUCAGGCUAUCGACAUCUUCGAAAAUAUAAAGAGCAGGGUCCAUCGUAUCGCUGAACACCCUGAAGCCGCCAAGGAGACACCCGACCACCAGAAACCCGACGUUUUCCGACUUGAGGUUCUCGCAAGUUCCUCCGUCUCUUGUAAAGCAAUCCAGACCAAGGAAUUUCACGCCCAAUCCAAACCCAUCCCCAACACCGACGAUUACUGGACCGACGUCUGUCUGCCCUAUAAGAACUCGGACUCUGCCCACCUCUUCACCUUCCCGGCCUUCGACUUUGGCAAUUUGAUCGGCACUGAGGUGGUUUCAUUUGGAAAACGGGACAACUCCGAAGACUAUGUUUGUUUGAUUGGCGAGCGCGCGACAAGUGUAAGUGGCAUGAAAGAGUUGAGUUACUUUUGGGUCUUCCCGAAUAGUGUCGAGGGUUUUGCCAUGCAGAUUCCUCGAUCAAUACCGGAAGCUAAGAAAGAAAUAUCGAGGAAGUUUUGCAUCAUGAAAGCCGGACAGUGGGAUCCCAAGCAACAAAAGGUUGUCGUAAACGAUGUACCGAAGCCUACCGAAGCACCAAACCAAUUUCUAGUCAAGAUACAAUCUGCAUCGCUAUGUCACUCCGAUCUUCUUAUGGCUAUGAGGCCGGAUUACACUGUUACGUUGGGCCACGAAGGAGUCGGUUAUAUCGAGUCCAUCGGCAAAGAAGCCAGCGACAGAGGUUUCCAAGUUGGUGAUGCUAUCGGUUUCAACUACUUCAUUGGCGCUUGCUUCGAAUGCGAGGGGUGCAUGAUCCAUAACAUGCGGUGCGAGACAGGUAACCAGAAACUGCAGGGUUUUGUAGCAGACGGAUAUUUCGCAGAGUAUGCUGUAGUGGAUUGGCAGAAUGCAGUCAAGUUGCCUGAAAACCUGGAUAUGAGUAAGACUGCGCCGUUGUUUUGUGCGGGUAUCACGGCAUUCCAUUCGGUAGACAGCUGCGAGCUUAAAGCAGGGAAUUGGCUGGCGGUCAUUGGUUGCGGCGGCUUGGGGCAGUAUGCCAUACAAUACGCGAAAGCAAUGGGUAUCAAGACCAUCGGUCUCGACAUAAAUGACAACCAGCUCGAUGUGGCAAAGAAAAUUGGCGCGGAUGCUAUCUUCAACUCCAUGAAGAACAAAGACUAUCUCGAAGAGAUCAAGAAACUCACUGAUGGCAAAGGAUGUCAUGCUGCGGCAGUCUACAGCGCGUCAAACGCGGCAUAUGCAGGCGCACCGGAUGUUUUGAGGACUGGUGGAUUACUCAUGGUCAUUGGUAUUGCGCCCAAGGGACUUGACUUUAUAAACACGUUCGACUUGACGACGGGUCGGUAUCGCAUUAAGGCUGAUAGCACGGGUAUUCCACAGCGGAUGAAGAAGGCGGUGGACUUUACCGGCAAGCAUAGUAUACAGCCAGAAGUAGAAUUCCGCACGAUCAAUGACCUGCCGCAGAUGGUUGCUGACAUGGAGGCUGGAAAAGCUGAGAAGCGUCAGGUCGUUGUGUUCUAG
This is a messenger RNA of Alternaria atra, 2433 nucleotides long. RefSeq lists its product as uncharacterized. NCBI's taxonomy places the organism in Eukaryota, Fungi, Ascomycota, Dothideomycetes, Pleosporales, Pleosporaceae. The record is from RefSeq and is a predicted model, not a curated record. Gene Ontology annotation, molecular function: zinc ion binding; oxidoreductase activity. The transcript has 13 exons. Bases 1 to 2433 code for a protein of 810 amino acids.